GCCGUGGGCCACUAAGAACGCGCUGGCCUGGCUGCCAGGCGGGUGAACUCUGCACUGGGCCUAGGGGUCGGCGGGAGGGUCCGGAGCCUGGUCAGCGCACCCUGCGAGGAGGAGUCAGGCCACUGAGACUCGGAGGACAGUAGGAGGAGAAGCCCCGGUCUAGGCCUGCCGAGAUGUCUGGCUGCGGCGCUUGCAGUUGCGGAGCGGUCGCCGCGCGGCUCAUCACUUCCUCGCUCGCCUCCGCGCAGAGAGGUAUUUCUUGUGGUCGCAUUCAUAUACCCGUUUUAGGAAGGUUUGGGACCUUUGAAACUCAGAUUCUACGAAGAGUUCCUUUUAGAACUUUUUCAGAAACACCAGCAUACUUAGCCUCAAAAGAUGGGAUAAGUAAAGAUGGCUCUGGAGAUGGAAAUAAGAAAUCAGUGAGUGAGGGAAGCAGUAAAAAGUCAGGCUCUGGGAAUUCUGGGAAAGGUGGAAACCAGCUGCGCUGCCCUAAAUGUGGUGACUUGUGCACACAUGUAGAGACCUUUGUGUCAUCCACCCGUUUUGUGAAGUGUGAAAAAUGUCACCAUUUUUUUGUUGUGCUAUCUGAAGCAGACUCAAAGAAAAGCGUAAUUAAAGAACCAGAAUCGGCGGCAGAAGCUGUAAAAUUGGCAUUCCAACAGAAACCUCCUCCUCCUCCCAAGAAGAUUUAUAACUACCUCGACAAGUAUGUUGUUGGCCAGUCAUUUGCUAAGAAGGUGCUUUCAGUUGCUGUGUACAAUCAUUAUAAGAGAAUAUAUAAUAAUAUUCCAACUAAUCUGAGGCAGCAAGCAGAGGUUGAAAAGCAGACAUCAUUAACACCUAGAGAGUUAGAAAUAAGAAGACGGGAGGAUGAGUACAGAUUUACAAAAUUGCUUCAGAUUGCUGGAAUUAGUCCACAUGGUAAUGCUUUAGGAGCAUCAAUGCAGCAACAGGUAAAUCAACAAAUGCCUCAGGAAAAACGAGGAGGUGAAGUAUUGGAUUCCUCCCAUGAUGACAUAAAACUUGAAAAGAGUAAUAUUUUGCUGCUUGGACCAACUGGGUCAGGUAAAACUCUGCUGGCACAAACUUUAGCUAAAUGCCUUGAUGUUCCUUUUGCUAUCUGUGACUGUACGACUUUGACUCAGGCUGGAUAUGUAGGUGAAGAUAUUGAAUCUGUGAUUGCCAAACUGCUCCAAGAUGCCAACUAUAAUGUAGAAAAAGCACAACAAGGAAUUGUCUUUCUGGAUGAAGUAGAUAAGAUUGGCAGUGUGCCAGGCAUUCAUCAGUUACGGGAUGUAGGUGGAGAAGGCGUUCAGCAAGGCUUAUUAAAACUACUAGAAGGCACAAUAGUCAAUGUUCCAGAAAAGAAUUCCCGCAAACUACGUGGAGAAACAGUGCAAGUUGAUACAACAAACAUCCUGUUUGUUGCAUCUGGUGCUUUCAAUGGUUUAGACAGAAUCAUCAGCAGGAGGAAAAAUGAAAAGUAUCUUGGAUUUGGAACACCAUCUAAUCUGGGAAAAGGCAGACGGGCUGCAGCUGCUGCAGACCUUGCCAAUCGAAGUGGCGAAUCAAAUACUCACCAAGACAUUGAAGAAAAGGAUCGAUUAUUACGUCAUGUAGAAGCCAGAGAUCUCAUUGAAUUUGGCAUGAUUCCUGAGUUCGUGGGACGGUUGCCUGUGGUAGUUCCUUUGCAUAGUCUAGAUGAAAAAACACUUGUACAAAUACUAACUGAGCCACGUAAUGCUGUUAUUCCUCAGUACCAGGCCUUAUUCAGCAUGGAUAAGUGUGAACUGAAUGUUACUGAGGAUGCUUUGAAAGCUAUAGCCAGAUUGGCACUGGAACGAAAAACAGGUGCACGAGGUCUUCGGUCCAUAAUGGAAAAGCUGUUACUAGAACCAAUGUUUGAAGUUCCUAAUUCUGAUAUUGUUUGUGUGGAGGUUGACAAAGAAGUAGUAGAAGGAAAAAAGGAGCCAGGAUACGUCCGGGCUCCAACAAAAGAAUCCUCUGAAGAGGAGUAUGAUUCUGGAGUUGAAGAAGAAGGAUGGCCUCGCCAAGCAGAUGCUGCAAACAGCUAAAUUGUCAGACUUUUUGUCCUGUAUAUAAAGCUGCUCCUCUGUUUAGGAUCAUAACUGUCUCUUCAGUCUGACAUUAAAAGCAUUGGAUCUAUCUUGGAUAUCAUACAUGGUCAGAAGUCUUUAGGAUAAAAAUCAGAUCAUGUAUAUUAGGUAACAUCACAUUGAUUGGUACAGAGGACAUUAUGUGAACUGUAAUGACACAAUGUUCAGAGAUAAAAUGUACAUUAUUUUGGUUCAGUUUUUAAAAAAAUAUGCAUAAAAAUUCUUAGGAGCUCUUUUAAACAAUGCAGGUAUUGCAAUAACUGUGGAUUUUACAAUAAUGUUACUCUACAAAUAGGAAAAUAAAUUCUUUAAAAUUGAAGAUUGAGAUACGAUUCUUUAGUUUAAUCUUUUUUACCCAUAUUUGUUUCCUGAAAAUAUUAGAACUUUAUUCAUCUUAAAUAUUGGAACAGGUAGUUUCCAAAAUUUAACAAGUAGUUAAAUUUUCAUGGAAAAAAAUACCUUGCAGAACCAUAUUUUAAUGAUUUGUUUAGCUAUAUUCUUAGCCUUACCUGCUCAUGCAUGACACUAACUUCCCAGUUGGUACUAUGAGAAAGGCCAUUCUCCUCUGACUUGUUUGAUUUAUUUGCCAUCUUUAAUGCAUUUUAGUACCAUGGGUGAGCAGAUGGAACUGAAGUCUGCCUUAAAUCAUCAGAAAAAGACUACAUCUGAUUCUAAAAGUAGCAUGUAGUGUCAGUCAUAACAACAGCCAUAUGCUGAACUAAAUAAGAUAGCCUAAUAUUGUGCAUUUACCGAAAGUACUCAGCUAUUUUUUUUGUGUGUGUGUGUUGGAUAUUUGUCUAAUUUUUUGACUUCAUAGAACAUUAAAGAAAACUAUGCUUUGUUAUCAGCAUAAGUUAAUGUCUUCACACUAAAAUAGAAGUUAUUAAUCUUUGUUACAGGGUGGGUCAAAAGGUUUAUAGUUCAUAUGGAAAGUAAUACAGUAAUUCAUAAGUAAUAAUACAAGAAUAAACUCUGUGGUUCAUGUACUCACAACUGUAAACCUACUUUUGCCCCACCCUGCAUAUAAUUAAACAGUGGAGGGAAUUUGGGGGACUUAAAAAUGAAAAUUAUUUGCAUAAAAAAGUAUUUGGGUAUCUUUUAAGCUUUUUCUUCCCUUCUAUAAUGUUGGUGCAAUUUUUUAUACUAUUCAGAUCAAACUUAUUUGAAAUUGUUUAAAUCAAAGUACAUUGAAAUGUUUUUAUUUUUUGGUUUAUAGACUCUUAAGUUUUCCUCUUACCACCUUUUUCUUAGGAAGAGAACCUUAAACUAUUAGGAAAUUCUAAAUCCUGUUGAUAAAGAGUUGGGCUUUCCAUGAUGUAAUAAGAGAUGUGAGAUACCUAUUUAUGGCUGGGGUAGAACCAAAAAUGCACUUUUACAGAGUGUUUAAGCCUUGUUGCUAGUGUGGGACAGAAACAAAUAUCCUCCUUAGUCUCCGUAGUAAUGGUUAAAGUUUUUCUCAGGAAGUCUUUCAUAUUAUAACUGUUCAUUAUCUUUCUCUUAUGAUGUCAUUAUUUUCCUUUUUGUAGAGUGAAAAUUGAAGAAGCUAUUAAAAAUAUUAAAGGUAAUCCUCCAGAAAUGGACUGGGAGACAUUUUAGUCACAACAGCUUACAUUUGGUUUGGAAGUUGUUAACAAAACAUAAUUGAUGUUUUUAAAUCAAACUCAAUGGGUAUAACUACAAUUUGUAGCUUGAAACUUAUGUUUUGGCAUUUGAAUAAAACAAAGGACUAAAUGAA
Molecule: messenger RNA, 3852 nt
Organism: Miniopterus natalensis
Lineage: Eukaryota; Metazoa; Chordata; Mammalia; Chiroptera; Miniopteridae
Gene: CLPX
Product: caseinolytic mitochondrial matrix peptidase chaperone subunit X
Biological process (GO): protein folding
Cellular component (GO): mitochondrial matrix
Molecular function (GO): protein dimerization activity; zinc ion binding; ATP-dependent protein folding chaperone
Source: RefSeq, a predicted model, not a curated record